UAUAGAGAGAAGAGGAGGGUAAAGUGAGAUAUGAAAGCAGCGUUAGCGUUUCAUCAUCCCUCUACUAUAUCUCGCUCGAUCUUCUUCUCAUCAUCCCUUUCCCUUUUAAAAUUUUACCCCAAACUAAACACCAAUAAUAAGAAUUUGACUCAUCAAAAUCAAAUCCUCCACGGCAGUGGCGGUAGGAGUAUAAGGAUAAUGGCUUCCUCCGCCUCCGCCUCUGUGGCCGAACAAGCAAGGGCCCCUCCUGCUCUUCCUUUGCCCACUCCCCCUGUUGACAAGUUUAUGAUUGCGUUGUGCCAAAUAACCGUAACUCCCGAUAAGGAGAGGAACAUCGCCCAUGCUCGUAGCAAGAUCCAGGAGGCUGCCGCUAAGGGCGCCAAGCUUGUUCUCUUGCCCGAAAUAUGGAAUAGUCCAUAUUCAAAUGAUUGCUUCCCUGUCUAUGCCGAGGACAUUGAUGCAGGUGGUGAUGCUUCUCCUUCCACAACCAUGCUCUCUCAACUUUCUCGUAAUCUCAACAUAACUAUUGUUGGUGGCUCUAUACCCGAACGCUCUGGAGAUCGAAUUUUUAAUACUUGUUGCGUCUUUGGUACUGAUGGAAACCUCAAAGCUAAGCACCGCAAGAUACAUCUCUUCGAUAUUGACAUUCCUGGGAAGAUUACCUUUAUGGAGUCAAAGACUCUCACCGCAGGGGAGACUCCUACCAUUGUGGAUACAGAAGUUGGGCGAAUUGGUAUAGGCAUCUGUUAUGACCUUCGGUUUCAGGAACUGGCAAUGAUAUAUGCAGCAAGAGGGGCUCACUUGCUAUGCUAUCCUGGGGCAUUUAACAUGACUACUGGACCAUUGCAUUGGGAGUUAUUGCAGAGGGCAAGGGCUGUAGAUAAUCAGUUGUAUGUAGCAACAUGUUCACCUGCUCGAGAGGCUGGGGCUGGUUAUGUGGCUUGGGGCCACUCCACUCUUGUUGGACCAUUUGGAGAAGUCCUGGCAACUACUGAACACGAGGAGGCUAUAAUCUUGGCAGAGAUUGAUUAUUCAUUACUUGAGCUCCGGAGGACAAGUCUCCCCUUGUUAAAGCAACGACGAGGUGAUCUUUACCAAUUGGUAGAUGUUAAAAGGCUAAAUUCUCAGUGACUGGAGAAAGGAAUUCUAGAGGACUGUUGUGAUGUGUGGGACGAAUUUCAGUUAGAAAAUGUUAGUGCAAUAAAAAUGUGAGCAUUAUAUUUUAGGACUCUGUUUGCAUAAACAUUUCGGAGAAUAUUGUGUGGUUGUAGUCGGUGAUUUGGAGCUUGCAUUUUGGGCUUGUGUUGUACUUUUGUGUAUUAUUAAUAUGUUGGAAAAUUCCCAAGCUUUAUAUUGCAUAUAUAUUUAAAUAGGAUAAAACUUAGGUACAAUACUUAGAUGCUGUUCCUUAGGUUUAUCUCUUAAGAUUCAA
Messenger RNA from Quercus robur (English oak), 1432 nucleotides. RefSeq names its product omega-amidase, chloroplastic. Gene Ontology annotation, biological process: oxaloacetate metabolic process; L-glutamine metabolic process. The record is from RefSeq and is a predicted model, not a curated record. Gene Ontology annotation, molecular function: omega-amidase activity. The transcript has 10 exons. The coding region runs from base 31 to 1131 and encodes 366 amino acids. Gene Ontology annotation, cellular component: mitochondrion. Lineage: Eukaryota; Viridiplantae; Streptophyta; Magnoliopsida; Fagales; Fagaceae.